Labrus bergylta (ballan wrasse) is the source of this 3389-nucleotide messenger RNA. RefSeq names its product MAPK interacting serine/threonine kinase 1 (gene mknk1). The record is from RefSeq and is a predicted model, not a curated record. Gene Ontology annotation, biological process: intracellular signal transduction; peptidyl-serine phosphorylation; protein autophosphorylation. Gene Ontology annotation, cellular component: cytoplasm; nucleus. Gene Ontology annotation, molecular function: calcium-dependent protein serine/threonine kinase activity; calcium/calmodulin-dependent protein kinase activity; ATP binding. Lineage: Eukaryota; Metazoa; Chordata; Actinopteri; Labriformes; Labridae.
CUGCCUGUCUGCUCUGAAAGAUGGAUCUCAGCUAGCAAAGGAUUCUUACAUCAGCUGUCAGAGGCUCUGACAAAGGGGGUUUUUGCUGGUUUGAACACAGGUGGCAGGUAUGGUGAGGCACAGCAUGAUGACUGAGUUACAUGCCUUCCAGCACUCUUUCCAGGAUAACUCCCUGGCUCUGAGCCAAAUGGGGAGCUGUGGGGGAAUUCAGGAUAAUGGGGUUACUCUAGAGGAAAGACAACAAACCCUUUCCCAAGCCCCAGCAGAAACUGAGAAGAGUCACCCAGUGAACAUCCCAGAUGCAGCUAAAAGGAAGAAGAAGAAAAGAACCAAAGCGACAGACAGCUCCAAAGGCACCUUUGACGAUCUCUACAAAUUGACAGAUGAGGUGCUUGGUCAGGGAGCUUAUGCUAAAGUUCAAGGAUGCAUAAGUCUCCAGAAUGGACAUGAGUUUGCUGUGAAGAUCAUUGAAAAGAGUGCAGGGCACAGCCGCAGCAGAGUGUUUCGAGAAGUGGAGACUCUCUACCAAUGUCAGGGAAACAUGAACAUUUUGGAGUUGAUACAGUUCUUUGAAGACGGCUCCUGCUUCUAUUUGGUAUUUGAAAAGCUGCGUGGAGGCUCCAUUCUUACACACAUCCAGAACCGAAAGUACUUUGAUGAGCUGGAGGCCAGUAAGGUGGUCCGCGACAUCGCUCAGGCUCUUGACUUCCUCCACACGAAAGGCAUUGCCCACAGAGACCUUAAGCUGGAGAACAUCCUUUGUGAAGAUACCGAUCGUGUGUCACCAGUUAAGAUCUGUGAUUUUGACUUGGGAAGUGGAGUGAAGCUCAGCAGUGCCUGUACACCCAUAACAACUCCGGAGCUCACCACACCGUGUGGCUCUGCAGAGUACAUGGCUCCAGAAGUAGUUGAAGUGUUCACUGAUGAGGCGUCUUUCUACGACAAGCGCUGCGACCUUUGGAGCCUCGGGGUCAUCCUCUACAUCCUGCUGAGCGGCAGCCCCCCCUUCACGGGUCACUGUGGCACCGACUGUGGCUGGGACCGAGGAGAGACCUGCAGAUCUUGCCAGAGCAACCUAUUUGAGAGCAUCCAGCAGGGCAAGUAUGAGUUUCCGGAUAAGGACUGGAAUCACAUCACAGAGGGGGCCAAGGACCUCAUAUCCAAGCUGUUAGUCCGAGAUGCAACUCUGCGCCUCAGUGCUGCUCAGGUUCUCAAGCACCCUUGGGUGCAGGGGAAUGCUCCAGAGAGAGGGCUUCCAACUCCUCAUGUUCUACAGAGGAACAGCAGCACCAAAGACCUCACUCAGUUUGCAGCAGACGCCAUCGCCUUUAACCGGCAGCUCUCUCAGCACGACGAGCAGCAGGAGGAUGUCGGGGCCAUCGUUUGCUCCAUGAGGCUUUCUCCUCCUUCCAACUCCAGACUAGCCCGAAGGCGAGCGCAGUCCAAUGCCCUGCGCAGCCAGGACUUCGCACCUGCAUCGGACAACCUUGCUGGCUGAUGGAUCAGUACAAGUCCCCCUUGUCGUUUGUUUUUGUUUUUUUGGAUUGAUUUUAGCCUCUGCCUCCUCCUUGUGUUUUUAUUCUUUUGUUUUACCAGGGAGCCUCGUUGGAUCAGCCGCACAGUAUCACAAGCAACUACAAGUUCUUGGUGUUGAAGCUCUCGUUCAUGGCCAGUAAUCUUAUCACCUAGACAGAGUUUAAGCACCAAGAAGCCAGGGAAUUCUUGGCUAUCAACUUUUUAAUUACAAAAAAUAGUUGAGACUCCUGAGGUUCUUCCAGGAAUUAUUUAAAACUUCCUGAAUUUUUUUAAGUUAACUGUUUUAUGUAAGAAGUGCUUUGAGUUUACUUUUCCAAUGGUCUUCGUGGAUGCGUUUAUAGCUAUUACUGCUAAAUAAUGCCUAAUUUUACAGUGAGCCCAACACAGCAGAAGCAGCUCUUAAUGCCACGUAUCUGUCUGUACAUAUCAUAAUGAACUCGGCAUUACAUACUGUAGGUACAGCUCAGUUUUGCAGCUGUUGCUGACCUAAUGCAAUAUCAUCUAAUUAUAACAGAUUUUAUUUUUCUUGUCAUCCAACUGUUGUUUAAUUAAUAUUUUAUUGGAAUACUACUACUGAUGCUUCUCAGUCACUUGAGAAAAGGGAGGAGAUUUCUUCUAUUUUUGCUUUUUUAAAGCAUGCCAGCUUGUUAGAUCUGAUACAAAGGAUAAACAGACAUUUUACUUCACUUUAAGGAAACUUUUCCUCCAUUUUCCUCCAUGAGUUCUUCUCAAAACUUUAUUGAAUUCAAAGAGAGUGCAGGAUUGUGAAUAGAUGUGGAAGUUAGAGAGGGGCCUUUGAUCAAACUCUUCUUUUGAUUCUCGUCAUUUCACCUAAACACAAGCUACCUGUAGCACUGAUGUACUUUAAAGUUGACCACUAAUUUGGUUCAACUGAAAUUGAAUACAUUAAGUUGUUAAAGAUCACUUUGGUCCAACAAUGUGAAUCCUACACUUGUACUAUUUCUUUUUAAACUAUUAUCCUCAUGAGAGUCCAACAUUACCUCAGACUCGUUUUGCACAUUUUGUACUGAUGUGAAAGGUAACACCCCCCCCCCCCCCAAAAAAAACUGCUUAGUUUCUUGAAGUCUUAUUGAUUUGAUAUUGCAGAGUGUUGUGUGAUUGACCUACAGUGUACAAGUUACAUUUGUCAUGGUCGUAAGAAUGAGACUUGAAGGGGGAUUGUGGGUAGCUGCUGUACAAUACGAUUGAGGAAACCAUACUGGUGUUGAAGGGAUUUAUUUUUAUACAAGUAUUAGUAUGUUGUGAAGUUUUGUCUUUUUGAUUCUGAAUGUUCCAGUAGAAGAAAAUUGGACUAACCAGGCGUAGAAGUCUUUCUCAAAGAUUUUCUUUGGUUAAAGUUUUUUUUGCAAUUUUUGAUCUUAUUUUUAAAAAUAAUUAAAUAUUUUUUUACUUUUUUUAUUUGUUGCAUUCAUUUAUGAUCCUGUCUAUGUUGGAGCGGGGCAACUGAUGGCAACAUAUCACUUUUAUUUCCCCUGACCCUGUUAACUUUAUGUGUUGGCUGCUAAAUUACAUGCCCCUGAUUUUACACUGUUGCCAUGGACACCCCAUCCCUAUAGCAACUAAGGUCCGUCAUGAUCCGCUGGCAGGGAUCGGAUCUGCUCGGAGUGAAUAAACAACAACCACUUGCUAUGUUAAAGCCCUCUAGCUCCCAUUAUGAACCAUCAAAGCACCGUUAACCUGUAAUGGCAUCAGAUGAGAUGCAGUCAGUGUGCAAUUAUGGAGUCCCAUUGAAAUGUGUCAAAGCUCUUCUGGGGUCUUAUGAGUGAAGCUCCCAGUGAAAAGCAUAUUUCCACUUGUCUGCUGUGUUCUCAUUAAAAAGAUCCUUAACAUCU